GCAUGUGGUUUCCAAGAACCUUGAUGACCUGACUCCAGCUCUGUAGCCCUCAUUUCUUACCCUUGAACCCUGGGUUCCAGUCACUGUGGGUUUCUUCUCUGCAUUAGUGUAUGCUGCACAGUGCAGGCCUCUGUGACUAUGGUCACUGCCCUCUUUUCUUCCCCUUUUUGCCCAUAAGAUGCCCACUUUCUCUUCCUCAACACAUUCUCUUCUGUGCUUCCGAAGUAUUGUCAUCUCUCUCUCAUAGCACUUAACACAUUGAAGCUUUUUGAGGGCAAGAACCUUGUCUUAUCUUCAUAUAAACUUCUAGAACAUAAUAUGUGCUAAAGAAAAUUUUAAAAUAAAUGAAUGCGUUGGUGCUCGGCUCCUUUGUAUCUGUCUAAUUUCUGCACUCGAAUGCACGAAAGGUAAAUAGGGUUUUUUUCCUCAUCUUCAAGACCUGAAAGUCUGUGGUGUAUACUUUAAAGGAACCAGCCUAAGUGUUCAGUUACAUGGCAUUCUUAUCCAUCUUCCAGGGGAGUUGGUAAGUACCAAAUGCAACGCCACGGAUGUCAUUUUGGUCACAGAACCAUUGUUGGCUCAACCCAUCUUCUGCUUAUUUUAAAAUAUUUUCUGAAUAAAGAUGAAGAGCAUGGUCUUUGGCUUCAGAUAGCCUGGGUUUCAAAGCAGACUUUUUUUAAAAAAUUAUUUUUGGCUGAGUUGGGUCUUGGUUGCUGCGCGUGGAUUUUCUCUAGCUGCAGCGAGCAGGGGCUUCGUUGUGGUGCGCGGGCUUCUCAUUGCGGUGGCUUCUUUUGUUGUGGAGCACCGGCUCUAGGUGUGCGGGCUUCAGUAGUUGUGGCACGUGGGCUCAGCCGUGGUGGCUGGCAGGCUCUAGAGCGCAGGCUCAGUAGUUGUGGCACAUGGGAUUAGUUGCUCUGCGGCAUGUGGUCUCUUUCCGGACCGGGGCUCGAACCCAUGUGCCCUGAAUUGGCAGGCGGAUUCUUAACCACCGCGCCACCAGGGAAGCCCUCAAAGCAGACUUUCAUACUUACCGGCUUUUGGAUUUUUUAAAUCAUUAAUUAAUUAAUUAAUGGCUGUGUUGGGUCUAUGUUGCUGCGCGAGGGCUUUCUCUAGUUGCGGCGAGCAGGGGCUAUUCUUUGCGGUGCGCGGGCUUCUCAUUGUGGUGCCUUUUCUUGUUGUGGAGCACAGGCUGUUGGUGCACAGCCUUCAGUAGUUGUGGCAUGCAGUCUCAGUAGUUGUGGCUCACGGGCUUAGUUACUCCAUGAUCUGUGGGACCUUUCCGGACCAGGGUUUGAACCUGUGUCCCCUGCAUGGGCAGGUAGAUUCUUAACCACUGCGCCACCAGGGAAGUCCCUGGCUUUUGGAUUUUUAGGCUUAGUUAUGUCACCUGAAAAAUGGGAAUAAUAUGACAGGCCGAGAGUUAUUAUGAGAAUUCAGUGAGACAAUGUACAGCACCUGGCACAUGGAAAAACGCUCAGUAAACGGUAGUUAUUAGGCUUAGUAUGUCUCUGUACCCCGAGGGUAGCCACAGUCGCCCUACGGAACUUCUGAGGGUAAAGCUCGGCCAAAGAGGAUGGAUUUAGGGCCCAGGAUGGUGAUGGCGAUGGUUGGGGGGGCCAAGUACUGCCUAGGCUAUAUUCCUCUUCUCAGGGCCCCCACCCUGUCCUGGGCUAUACAGCCCAGCUCGGGACCCACUUUCCCCGGCCGGGGCCGCCCUGGAGAUCUGAGGCUGCAAACGCGGCGGGGGAACCUAGUGUGGGCGGAACUCGAGUGCAGCGGCGGGAGGCUUCCGGGGGAGCCGCAAGGGCAACGGGUCGGCGGAGGCAGAAAAGCGUCGGACGCCGGGCCGAUCAUGGACGCUUGACAACCUGCGGGCAGGCGCCGGGAGGCCAAGCCAGCGACCGAGAGGACGGAGAGGCGGCGAGGACAGAUCUCAAGACCAGAGAAUGGCAGGCGAACAGAAACCCUCAAGUAACCUCCUGGAACAGUUUAUCUUACUAGCCAAAGGUACCAGUGGCUCAGCCCUCACUGCUCUCAUAAGCCAAGUUUUGGAGGCUCCUGGAGUAUAUGUCUUCGGAGAACUGCUGGAGCUGGCCAAUGUGCAGGAGCUUGCAGAAGGAGGUAAUGCUGCUUAUUUGCAGUUGCUGAAUCUGUUUGCCUAUGGAACAUACCCAGAUUACAUAGCCAACAAGGAGAGCCUGCCAGAACUGAGCACAGCUCAGCAGAACAAGCUGAAACACCUUACCAUCGUGAGCUUGGCGUCAAGGAUGAAGUGUAUCCCCUACUCCGUGCUGCUGAAGGACCUGGAGAUGCGGAAUCUCCGGGAACUGGAAGACCUCAUCAUCGAGGCUGUCUACACUGAUAUCAUCCAGGGCAAGCUGGAUCAGCGAAACCAGCUGCUAGAAGUGGAUUUCUGCAUUGGCCGUGACAUCCGAAAGAAAGAUAUCAAUAAUAUUGUCAAGACCUUGCAUGAAUGGUGCGAUGGCUGCGAGGCAGUCCUGCUGGGCAUCGAGCAGCAAGUUCUGAGAGCCAACCAGUACAAGGAAAACCACAGCCGAACUCAGCAGCAGGUAGAGGCCGAGGUUACCAACAUCAAGAAGACACUCAAAGCUACUGCGUCCUCCUCAGCUCAGGAGAUGGAGCAACAGUUGGCUGAACGAGAGUGUCCCCCCCAUGCUGAGCAGAGGCAGCCCACUAAGAAGAUGUCCAAAGUGAAAGGUCUGGUCUCCAGCCGCCACUAGGGCCGGCUGGGGCAGCUGGCACUCACCAGGCCUGGGUCAGGUGGGGAGGGGACACCAAGGGCCUAUUUCCUCCCCUCUCUACCUUCCAUGAGUUCCAGACCUGCCCAUCCCCUCACCAGCGCCUCCCCCCACAUUGGUACUGUUCCAGAAGAACCGUUAACUCCCUUCCCUCUCCCACUCCCUCUUCCCCAGUUGCUCCCUUCAGACUCAGGGGCUCCACGGAUGCCAUCCCAACAGGGCCAGACACUGCCCAGCUUCCCUCCAGGAGGUUCUUGUCUCUGUCUAAGGGCUUGUAUCCCUCCCAGUUUUUCUUUUGCUUCGUGUCAUUUUGUCAGGCUGGUCAUAAGCUGGAAGCAGCUUUAACUGGCCCACAGGGAUGACUGCGAAGGAGGCCCCUCUCUGAGUGACGGGAGGCACUCCUUCUCCAGCCCCAUGUGCCACAGUGCCCACCAUGGUGCAGGCGCUCUAGCCAGGUAUCAGAAUGCUUUGUUUUCCCUCUCCUGCCUUAUCCCUUGUUGGCAGCUCAGAUCAGGCCAUGGAGGGAUGUGAUGCUGGGCUAUGUUUACUAAACCUGCGGGUUUUCAGCCUCUUACGCCCAGCUCCAGUCUCUCAUUAGUUGGGAGCACCAGGCUGAUUAACCUCUGGAAUUUGAGCACCCGUAGGGGUCGCUGCGGGUCUGCUGGGUGGCAGAAGUUUCUUCCGGCUUGGUGUUCUCCGCUGGCCUCGCUCCCUGCUGCCUCUGACUACUCAGACUGGUUUUUGGUGUCAAGGCCCCGGCUGCCCACUGGGGCUGUCUGCCAACACUUGUUCUCCCGAGAUCUUUAAUUCUUCCCGGCUGCAUCCGUGGUGGGGAUGGUGGUGUUGAGGCCCCUCUAUCUGGUGAAGGAUCUGUUGCUGCUUCUGUUUCUUUCUUCCCACCCUCCCUGGCUGGUGACCCAGAGCCCUCUGAUGAUGGCAUUCUCCUGGCAAGAGAAAAGGACUUGACUAGCCUUUCUGAACUUGAACAGUUUCAGGUUAUAUUUUAAUUUUUUUUUUUUUUUUUUUUGUACAGGUUCUGAUUCUAAUACAUUUCAACAUGCUUUUUUCCCCCCUCGUGUCAAUAUUUGUUAUAGACUAAUCGCCGGGGAGUUUCACCUGGUUGGAGGGUGGGGUGUGUGUAUGUGUGCGUGUGGUGGUGUUUUUUUUUUUUUUUAAGGGGAGGUGGAGGUCCUGGACUGAUAUUAAAGAGAGAAAAAGCACAUUUUAGAAAACAAAAUAAAAGUAGAUUUAAUGUAUGUGACUGUGGAAUGUGAGGUUGCAUAGCUGGUAGAUCUUGAGGGGCUAGAAUUAGGGUGGUUCAGGGAAAAUGUGAUACUGUUUCAGUGCCAUGGUUAAAAAAUGGAUUUCUCCUUUUUCCAAAAUGUCCAACAGCUGCCUACCAUUGAUCAAAUGUUAACAAAAUACUCUUGUUUCCCUUUUUAUGAUUUAUGUCCCCAUAUAACAUUAUGCCCAGCUGGAGGGUUUAAUUCCCAAAGUAUGUUUCAUGAAACCCUUUGAUAGAUGCUCUGUGGAAAAGGGGUUCUGUUGUUAAAUAAAUUCGGCACAUCCUGCAUCCCAUAUCCUCACUGGAAAUUCAUUGUUAAGGUCUCAAAGAAGGCCUGGGGGAGGAAGCCUGUUCCCAACACUGAUUUCACCACCAAAUCCUUUUUUGGUAAUAUUUAGUGGAACACAUUUUGGGGAAAUUUUUGGAAACGUAUUUCUCAAAAACACCUCCCAGCCUUAUAGGUUUUUCCAGCUAUUCUUUCCAGACAAAACAGUCACUCUCACUCUUGCAAGUGGUCUUCCAUCCUUAUCUUUCCCACUGGGGAGUGGACUAGGUAGGAAGCGUGACUCACUUGUAUGAAAUGUGUGACCACUAGUUGUUUGACUGCCCCAGGCCCUAGGAAGCUCUAGGUUCACCUUCUCCAUGGGUCUGCUGUUCCUUAAAAAAGAGUAAUGACAGUAAUAAGAACAACAUUCAUAAAGUGCUCUACAGAAUGUCUUCAUCUACAAUAAGUCAUUGAAUCCCUUCCACCAAACAAUCUCCUGAGGUUGGUAAGGGUAAGUAUUGUUACAGUCAUCCUCACUUUGCAUGUGAGAAGUACCCUGGUGUUCAGUGGUAAAACGAAGCCUCCUGGAUCUCCUUACUUAUAUGCCCUGCCGUCUUCUCUGUGUUGCAUUCUGAUUUAGAGUUUGCUCCCCAGACUGACCCUUGGUACCCUUCUAGCUGCUUAUUCCUCUGAGGGCUCAUCUUGCUCUUAACUGACACCCAACACAUCGCAGCCUCUGCUUCCCAAACCCACCCAGCCCCUUUAUAUGGAAGCAGAGAGUGUGGCAGUGGGGCUCCAGGAAUUGUGGGAACAGCUGGAAUGUUCUUUGCUCUGUCGGACUCUGGUAGGAGGCUAGGCCUCCGAGCUCUGCAGUUUCCCGUCUAGUAUGCUUGGGUCUGAAAUGUGCAUAGGUGUUUGACAUAAAAAUACAGUGUUCAGAAGAGGUGUCCUCAGCAACAGGGAAGCAUCUUAGGUCAGGAGGGAGACACUGCAGUAUGAACAGUUCGCUUGGUAGCAGUGCUUACCGCCUGGCUCUGGCUACUUUAACUCUAAGCUGUCUGCUCCCUGAGGGCCUGUUUGGCCUUCUUUACUUUCUUUCCAGAUGAGAGGCUUUAUGGUUCUUCUUGGGUAACAUUAGGGAGGUGGUCAAAGCCCCCAAGUACAGGCUGUUGUGUUCCAAAUCCAAGAUGACCACCACUGGUCACGAACUUCCAUCCCCAAACUUUAGAGUGAUAGGGAAGGGUAGUUAUCAAAGAAGCUAAUAUGACAAACAGCUUGUGAUAUUUUACGUAUUUGCUGUUUUCUCUAUCUUUCAUGUGCUGGGUUGCCUGAAACCAAACCACAUUCCAGUUUUUGUACUUAAAAGUCAUUAUUCUCAUA
Messenger RNA from Globicephala melas (long-finned pilot whale), 5689 nucleotides. RefSeq names its product COP9 signalosome subunit 7B (gene COPS7B). Lineage: Eukaryota; Metazoa; Chordata; Mammalia; Artiodactyla; Delphinidae. Gene Ontology annotation, biological process: COP9 signalosome assembly. The record is from RefSeq and is a predicted model, not a curated record. Gene Ontology annotation, cellular component: COP9 signalosome.